AUGCGGGCGACCCUGGCGCUUGUUAUGGGCUCGUACACGCUCAAGACUGUGGCGACAGCCCUGCUUGGCAUCAUGUUCGAAGCCCUGGAGACGGCUCUGGACGCCACGCCGACAGGACUCGGCCUCAUCGUCAUGGUCACUGCUGUGGUGGAGGCGACAUCACUCACUGGUUGGGGACGGGCAUGCGAUCAGGCACCACGUGUCAGACUCUGGGUCCUCUCCACCCUUCUCUGGGGAUCACUCACCGUGGCCCUCGCCUUUGCCACCUCGUUUGCUUCCUUCCUCGUCCUCCGCGCUGCCUCGGGCCUCGGUCUCUCGGGCCUCACCGCCAUCGCUGGCUCGCUCAUUCCCGACAUGUUUGCCGCUGCUGAUCGCGGCAGAGGCUUUGGUCUUCUUGGCGUCGCUGGUCUCUCUGGCUUUAUCAUCGCCGCUCUUCUUGGCUCUUCUAUCGGUGCAUCGUCUGUCGGCGCCGUCCCGGGCUGGCGCAUUCUGUUCUUCCUUGUUGGUGCCGCAACCUUCCCCAUUUCGCUCGUCAUCUCGCUCUUUGCGGUCAAUCCAGAGCGUGGCGGCUUUGAGAGUGCCUCGGACGACGAGACAGCCCUGGCUUCGGCCGAACACGCUGUGCUCUUCCUCACAACCGGCGGCGCCGCCGGUGAAAACCUGCUGUAUGUGUCGGCUGACGACGACGGCAGCAACGAUGAAGACAUCCAGAGCAGGUCUUCCGUUACUGUUGAUUGUGAUGGCCAUUCUUCGGCGUCGGCUUGCUCGCAUGUAUCCGGUCCCGCGGACGAGCGCAGCUGGCGCGGCUCGUCCUCGGCGCUGAGCGCGAGCGAGUCGAACAGCAUCUCGGCCCACGAAGAGCAGGAGGGCGACGAUGAGCGUGAUGCACCAGGCUUGGCUGUUCUGGAAGCGCCGACCCGAGUCGGGCUCACCGCGCCUCGACUGCGGUCCAACUCGCACUCGGUCUCGUCGACUCUCAACGCGCCUUUCCCGCCGUUUAUGACACCGCCGACCUCGCCGGUCGGAAGCAGCUUCCCUCGCGUCACCUCGCACCCGCGGCUGGUCUCAUUUGACCCAGACCAUCCGCAAACGCCGCCGCCGAUGCGACGUGCAGCCACGCACUCGAUGGGCCUGGGCGCAGCGGCGGCAGCGGGAAGCGAGCCGGUGCGGCGGCACGCUUUGUUUGGCGGUCGCAGCAGUCGCGCUGCCAGCUUGUCACUGGCAUCAUCGGCCGCUGACCCACCUCCCAAGGCUGUCUGGGCCGUGAUUCUCGCCGCCCUCACUUCCUUUGCGACCGAGGUUCGACCGCUUGUCCGCAAUCGCGCACUCAUUGCACUUACGCUCGCGCGCGCCAUGGGCUCACUCCCGGUCAAUGCCCUCUCGUUCAUGGUUCUCUGGUUCCAGUACGUCGGGCUCUCCGACUUUGGCGCUGGCGUCUCGGUCGCCUUUGCCGCGCUCGGUACCAUCCUCGGCUGCGUCGUUGGCGGCUGGCUCGGCGACUGGGCUUCGAUCCGCUGGCCGAACCGCGGGCGGAUCACAGUGGCGCAAGUGACCCAGGUGGUCCUCUGCAUUGCCAUGUACUCGCUCAUCAAGACCGUUCCACAGGACCCGUCGUCGCUGAUAUACUUUAUCGUCAUCACCAUGUUCAUCGGCAUGCUUCUUGCCUUUCCGGCCUUUGCCUGCGACCUGCCCAUUCUCGCCGAGGUUGUGCGGUGGCAGACGCGUGGAACGGCGUACGCCAUCUCCGGCCUCUUCCUCGGCCUCUUCUCCUCCAUCGGCUCGCUCCUUGUGGGCAUCAUUGCAGACAAGCUGUUCCACUAUCGGGCGCGGACCAAGAAGAUCGCCAAGCUCAAGCCGCGCGACAAGCAGCACAACCUGGACGCGCUCUCCAACGCCAUUCUUCUCCUCUUCCUUUCGUCGUGGGCCAUUGUCUUUUUCAUCACUUUUUCGUCGCCCGCCUGUACCCGCGCUACCGCGACCGAGUCCGCGGCUCCCGCCGAACUGGCGAGCUGGAGCCAGUACUGGUCGAGGCAGCGACCGAGGCCGACGAUGCAGACUCCGGCCUUUCCGGCGAGGCCGGCACUGCUGUAUCGGUCAUGCGGCAACUAG
Messenger RNA from Thecamonas trahens ATCC 50062, 2109 nucleotides. Its product is annotated as major facilitator superfamily transporter protein. Lineage: Eukaryota; Apusomonadida; Apusomonadidae. Gene Ontology annotation, molecular function: transmembrane transporter activity. The transcript has 2 exons. Gene Ontology annotation, cellular component: membrane. Gene Ontology annotation, biological process: transmembrane transport. The coding region runs from base 1 to 2109 and encodes 702 amino acids. The record is from RefSeq and is a predicted model, not a curated record.